AAAGUAGCUAGGAUCAGUGACCUACUAGAAUAGCAUUGGUAUGUUCAAUUCACCAAUAAAUUCUAUGAAGGUCUGUGUUAGCUAUGCUGUGAGCACAUCAGCUCCAAGUCUUCCACAGGUCAGAGUAUACUUUCAUAUAUUUUUUCAAGACUAGGUAAUGACAGAUGGCUUUCUGGGGAAAAGAAUUUCAGUUGGUAAAGAGCAGGAGGAUGAUGAAAUUGUAUGGGAUUUGCUGACUGAUUUAUCUGAAAACUAACCUACAAAGAGAGUUGGAUCAGAUGACUUUUGAAGGUCCUCAACCAAUUCUGUGAUUUGAUUCUGCACUCCAGUGUCCAGAAGCUGAAGCUGUCAUCUGCUUUGGUGAGCUCUGUAUUCUAGCUAUCUAAUCCAGUUUGAAGUUACCUUUAUUGAAGAGGCUGACCAGUAUGAUAAGCAGAAUUCCAGGAGCAACAUUGCUGGACCUGAUGUUUUAACAGCCGGCUUUCAGGACAUCAGUGUUAUGUGUCUGAUUUGAUAAUUGCCACCAUGUGAGGCUGGAGUAAAUAUAGCACAUCAGGAGCUUUAUUAUAAAUGAGCACUGAUUCAGCCCUUGGGCUGUCAUUUCUUGGCACUUGCACUGGUGAUUUUUCAGGUACUUUGCUUCUAAGAUGGAUCUUAUAUUUUGGGAUAUCUUCUAAAAGCCUGUGUUUUUGAAGAGCCAACUCGAAACCCCAGAUCAAUUUCUUUUGCUGCUUGCAAUAUUCCUUGUGGCCAAUGACUCAAAUAGAAGAAGAUACUGCCAAAGGCAUGGAGAAGGCGAUUGUUCGUCCAUAUAAAAGGCCAAAUGCUCUCUGUAGGCUGAUUUGCUUUCCCUGGGCUGGAGGUGGAACUUCUCACUUUGCUCAGUGGGGCAAACUCUUCAGCAGCUCAAUUGAAGUGUCAGUUGUAAGGCUUCCUGGAAGAGAAAGUCGCGCUAAGGAGCCUUUUGCAAAGGACAUGACAGCUGUCAUUAAUGAAAUAACCAGUGCUUUGCUGAAAGAUCUGCAAGAAAAACCAUUCGCCUUCUUUGGUCACAGUUUUGGAGCUUACAUCAGCUAUGCAGUUGCAGUACACUUGAAAGAAAAGCAUGGACUAGAGCCGAUCCAUCUUUUUUUAUCAGGGGUAUAUGCCCCACAUUCUGAAGCAUUUCUUCUGAUGGGAAAAGUAAAUGAAGCAAAGGAUGAAGACAUUCUUGAACAUGUCAAAUUCUUAGGAGGAACUCCUUCUGAGUUUCUGAAAAAUGAGGACAUCAAGAAACACUUGAUACUUACUGUAAGAAAAGAUGUUAGCAUUCUUCAGACAUACUCUUUUGAGAAGGCAGAAAGAAAAACCAUCUUCUCUUGUGAUGUCACCUGCUUUGAUGGCUCUGAAGAAACAGUGCAUGAUGCCGAAGCCUGGCUCAAUAUAACCAGAGGAGAUACUUCCAUUUACAGUCUUCCUGGAGGUCACUUUUAUCUGCUGGAACCUUCAAAUGAAAUUUUCUUGAUAAAACAUAUAACCAAGUGUAUAGAAAAUGCUGCUUUAUGAGUAUUUCCCUCUAUUUUAAUAGCAAGUGUAAGUCUACAGCACUUAAUAAUUAAGUCAUUCUUUCUGCUGAAUUGCACUGUUAUGCCUAAAAGUUACUCUGUUCCUCCAGAAGAUCUUCACUGUAAUUCUUUAAGAGGGUUUAAAGAGUU
Centrocercus urophasianus (Greater sage-grouse) is the source of this 1694-nucleotide messenger RNA. RefSeq names its product oleoyl-ACP hydrolase (gene OLAH). The record is from RefSeq and is a predicted model, not a curated record. Gene Ontology annotation, biological process: lipid biosynthetic process. The coding region runs from base 754 to 1545 and encodes 263 amino acids. NCBI's taxonomy places the organism in Eukaryota, Metazoa, Chordata, Aves, Galliformes, Phasianidae. The transcript has 13 exons.